Molecule: messenger RNA, 1093 nt
Organism: Bombina bombina (fire-bellied toad)
Lineage: Eukaryota; Metazoa; Chordata; Amphibia; Anura; Bombinatoridae
Gene: DNAJC19
Product: DnaJ heat shock protein family (Hsp40) member C19
Exons: 6
Coding region: 177-524 (115 amino acids)
Biological process (GO): protein import into mitochondrial matrix
Cellular component (GO): PAM complex, Tim23 associated import motor
Molecular function (GO): ATPase activator activity
Source: RefSeq, a predicted model, not a curated record
UUUGUGAGAGGCGGAGCUUGCCAAUGUCUGUCUUGCUUGUCAGUGAGUGCAGGAAGUGACCUUGUUGGUAACACGUUUGUUUCUAUUAGGCUCAUGCCUAGGGUCUCAUUGUUUUGUGUUUCCCUGCUAUGCUGCUUAUCACUUAAAUCGUGACAACUAAUAUAUAUUCAUAAGACAUGGCUAGUACUAUGAUAGCUGCUGGGCUGACCAUAGCUGUUGCAGGAUUUGCUGGUCGUUAUGCGUUGCAAGCUAUAAAACACAUGGAACCUCAGGUGAAGCAAGCUCUUCAGUCUCUGCCAAAAUCCGCCUUCAGUGGUUAUUAUAAAGGUGGCUUUGAACCCAAGAUGAACAAACGUGAAGCCGCAUUAGUGCUGGGAGUCAGCCCAACUGCCAAUAAAACAAAGAUUAGGGAAGCACACCGAAGAAUUAUGUUGUUAAAUCAUCCAGAUAAAGGUGGAUCCCCAUAUUUGGCAGCCAAGAUUAAUGAAGCAAAGGAUUUGCUGGAUGGGCAGGCAAAGAAAUGAAGACCGUUUUUGGACUAUUUCAAGGAUUUUAUUAAUUUAAUAUAAAACUAUGACUAUAAAUUAUGGAUACAUGAGGAGCUGUUUUCUGCCAUUUUAAAGAGGAAGCUGCUACCAUACAUAACUAGACUUGUGUAUGUGCAUCUUAUUCAGCUCAUUAGAAUGUCUUGCAUCAAUUUAAAUAUGAAUGUGAUCAAACGUCAAAUAUUCUAUACUGGGAUUUAGAUGUUUCCAAUUAAUUAAAAAAUAUUUUCUUUACACAGUGUAUAUUAUUUUAAAGUUUUUUUUUUCCGUUUUUUUUAAUAAGGGGAAUUAUUGAAUUGUUACAUAAAUAACUGCUCUACUAAUCACAACCACAGAAAUUGGUAAAUAAAGUGGGUAAUAUUCACUAACUAUUUAUUUCCUCUUCUGAAACACCUGCAAGUACUGCUGGUAAAAAAAAAAGCUGCAUUAACUCCAGGGAACGUCUCCUAAACUGACCAGGGGUCCUGUUAGUCACAAAUGAAGUUUGUAUUACACGUCACUUCCUGAUUGUCAAGAGAAGCCAUCAAAUAAAACUUGUUUUCUACAAA